AUAUAUUGUGAGAGCUAUAUUACAGAACGACGGGUCCAACUUUGUCCUUUUUGAAAGUAGGAAGAAUAAGGGAGUUUGUGGUAAGCGAGCAAACUACCGGAUUCUGCCCAGCAAUUCGUAUUUAAAGGAACUAAAACAAUAUCCCAUACAAGAAAAUGUCAAGGGGAAAGGAAAGCGAUGGUGGGUGGAAGAAGUUUGUCUGGGAUUCGGAAAAGAAGGAGUUUUUGGGACGGACAGGCAGCAGUUGGUUGAAGAUCUUGGCGUUCUACGUGGUCUUCUAUGGAUUCCUGGCAGGUAUCUUCAUCGGAACUAUUCAGGUCCUUCUCCUAACCACCAGUAGCUACAAGCCCACGUACCAGGACAGAGUUGCACCCCCAGGUUUAACGCACACCCCCAAAACAUUGAAGACUGAAAUUGAGUUCACCCAGGAUGAUCCUAAAACCUAUGAGGAAUAUGUAAAUGCCAUGGAUAAGUUCCUGGUAAAAUACAAUCAAGAAAGUCAAAAGGAUGGAUUACUGUUUGAGGACUGUGGAGUUGAGCCUACUGGUCCUAUUAUGCGAGGAAGUUUGGACCAAUCUGAUGGCGGUAAGAGGGUCUGUCGCUUUCACCGUGAAUGGCUUGGCAAUUGCUCUGGUCUUCAAGAUAAAACAUACGGCUAUUCAGAGGGCAAGCCUUGCUUCAUUGUAAAGAUUAACAGAAUCGUGAGCUACUUACCACAGCCUCCACUGAAAAAUGACAGUAUCCCACCUGAAGCACAUGAAAGAGUACAGCCAUACCUGAUCCCCAUCCAUUGUGCUGCCAAGAAAGAGGAAGAUAAAGACAAGCUCGGACAAGUCAACUAUUAUGGCAUGGCCAACACUGGAGGCUUCCCACUACAGUACUACCCCUAUUACGGAAAGCUGCUGCAACCCCAGUACCUCCAGCCCCUUGUGGCAGUUCAGUUUACCAACCUCACAGUUGGCAGUGAGCUGCGUAUAGAGUGCAAGGCUUAUGGCGAGAACAUUAAAUACAAUGAGAAGGACCGCUACCAAGGACGUUUUGAAGUGAAAGUUCUGGUCAAAGUCCGAUGAUUGCAACAAGCUGUACCUUCCCUGCCUCAUUUCAAAACA
Molecule: messenger RNA, 1109 nt
Organism: Polyodon spathula (Mississippi paddlefish)
Lineage: Eukaryota; Metazoa; Chordata; Actinopteri; Acipenseriformes; Polyodontidae
Product: sodium/potassium-transporting ATPase subunit beta-1-like
Exons: 6
Coding region: 156-1070 (304 amino acids)
Biological process (GO): potassium ion import across plasma membrane; sodium ion export across plasma membrane; intracellular potassium ion homeostasis
Cellular component (GO): sodium:potassium-exchanging ATPase complex
Molecular function (GO): ATPase activator activity
Source: RefSeq, a predicted model, not a curated record